This is a messenger RNA of Teleopsis dalmanni, 2085 nucleotides long. Its product is annotated as delta-1-pyrroline-5-carboxylate dehydrogenase, mitochondrial-like. Lineage: Eukaryota; Metazoa; Arthropoda; Insecta; Diptera; Diopsidae. The record is from RefSeq and is a predicted model, not a curated record. Gene Ontology annotation, molecular function: L-glutamate gamma-semialdehyde dehydrogenase (NAD+) activity. Gene Ontology annotation, cellular component: mitochondrial matrix. Bases 63 to 2081 code for a protein of 672 amino acids. The transcript has 2 exons.
GAGUUAUUCUUAUUUCCUGUUUAAAAUUUUACGACACAGUUUCAAAAAAUUAGCUUGACAAAAUGUUAAAGCCAAAGAAAUUAUUUAAUUUUCAAAUAUUUCGUUAUGUGGACACAUUUCGCCAUGCAGUUUAUAUUGAUUAUAAGGAAGGUUCCAAAGAACGUGAUCUACUUAAAGCUGCAUUGAAGACUGUGAUCGAAACUCAAUAUAAAAUUCCACUUAUAGUGGGUCCGGAGAAAAUAAUGAGCGGCGAUCAACAAUUGCAGUACAUGCCACAUAAUCACCGCCAACCUAUUGCCGAGUUUUAUAAUGCCAACGCGCGUCAGGUUAAGAAGGCAGUUGAUUCAGUACGAUAUAUACAUAGCAUGUGGAAAAAUGUUAGCCAUGAGGAACGAGCCGCAAUAUGGAACCGAGCAGCUGAUGAUAUUGAAACAAAGAGUCGUCACAUUCUAAACGCUGCCAACAUGUUAAGCCAGGGGAAAACCUAUAAAGAUGCGGAAGCAGACACUUGUCGGCUAAUCAAUGGACUAAGACAAUAUGCAGUUGCAAGUGUGAAUAUUUCUAAAAAAGAGCUUAAAAAUGAAAACCCUACCAAGGUAAAAUCGACUUUUUAUCUUCGUCCAAUCGAUGGGUUCGUUGUCGCUAUAGCGCCAAAUAAUAUGACUUCGAUAUCACUACAAUUAGCUGCCAUCCCUGCUUUAAUGGGUAAUUGUGUGCUCUGGAAACCAUCGCGGCGUAAUACGCUCUCCAGUUUUAUAGCGUUUCAGGCGCUACGACAUGCGGGCUUACCAGAUGGCGUCAUCAAUUUUCUGCCAAUGAAUAGUCAAUUUUUUUAUAAUUGCUGUAGAUCAUAUGAAGACUUGGCAGGUAUAAAUUUUAGUGGCACUACACACUAUUUUCUAACAAUGUGGGAGAAGGCAUUGAUGUUUGUAUCAAACCGCCGUGGUAUGCCACGUGUUCUUGGUGAGAUGAGUUCGAAAAACUUUCAUUUAAUACAUAAUUCGGCUGACUUAAAACGUGCAGCUGAGGAUACAGUAGAAGCAGCAUUCACACAUUCUGGACAAAUUUGUUCUUCAUGUUCUCGACUUUAUGUGCCAAAAUCUAUUUGGCCUGAUUUUAAAACAUACAUGUGCUUAAAAUUAUCAACUCUGAAAGUGGGAGAUCCAGCAAAUUUUGACUGUUUUACUUCUGCUGUUGCCGGCAGAGCUGUGUACCAAUAUAUUCUUAGCUAUAUAAAGUCUGCACACAAUAGAAAAACUACGAAAGUUAUUUACGAUGGAGGUUAUAAUGACACAUGGGGAUACUUUAUUGAACCGACAAUAAUUAGAUGCGAAGAUCCUCUUGAUCCAUUAAUGAAGUAUGAAAUCAAUGGGCCAGUACUUUCUGUAUAUGUUUUCGACGAAUCCGAUAUGGAUAAGGUUUUUGACUUAAUUUCGAAUACGUCACGUUAUGCAUUUACUGGUUCGGUAUACGCAACUACUGAGGACUUUAUUGAAUGCGCUAAAAUGAAAUUAGUUAACGCUUGUAGUAAUCUAUUUAUUAAUGGUAAAUGCACUGGUUCAGUGCAUGGUAAAGUUCUUUUCAGUGGUACUAGAUAUUCCGGUAAUAAAAACCGCUCCAAUGUUUCAAAUAAUUUGUUUAACUGGUGUUCACCACAAAUGGUUGAAGAAACGUUUGAAGAAAAACCAAAAGGAGAGAAGAAACCGGGAAAGGCAAAUGACAUUUGCGCAGCUAUUAAGGCUAAAGCUGCGGGAGCAGGUGUUGCAGCAAAAGAUGCUAAAGGGACAGGUGCAGCAGCAAAAGAUGCUAAACCCCCAUGUGGUGCAGCGAAAGAUGCUAAAGGAACUGCUCCUCCUGUCAAAGCAGGAGAUGCUAAAGGAACUGCUCCUCCCGUCAAAGCAGGAGAUGCUAAAGACCCAUGUGGUGCAGCGAAAGGUGCUAAGGGGACAGGUGUAGCAGCAAAAGCUGCUAAAGACCCAUGUGGUGCAGCGAAAGAUGCUAAAGGAACUGCUCCUCCUGUCAAAGCAGGAGAUGCUAAAGACCCAUGUGUUAAACCAGGAGAUGAUAAAGGAAAAAAAUAAUACA